Molecule: messenger RNA, 1224 nt
Organism: Dioszegia hungarica
Lineage: Eukaryota; Fungi; Basidiomycota; Tremellomycetes; Tremellales; Bulleribasidiaceae
Exons: 6
Coding region: 1-1224 (407 amino acids)
Source: RefSeq, a predicted model, not a curated record
AUGUACGAGCCAGCUUCCUCCGGUCUCAUGCUCCACCUCCGGUACAUGCACUACAACCUAGACCCCUCUUCCUCCGACUACCUUCAGCCGCAUCAGGUCGAGAACGAUCAGGACGUCGAGAUCCGGGAGCAGUAUCAGAUCGGGUCGCAGCGGGUUCCGGUCGGACGACAAGCUCGGCAUCACUUCCUCUGGGAGCCUCUGAGGCACGCGUUUAAUCACCACUUUCUCGUCGAGAUCAAAAUGGCCCAAUCGGUCGCGGAUGAGAUCGUAAGGGUCGAGGACAUGAUGUUAGCGUCGCGUCGCAGAGAGAUCCUGACCAAGUUUAGGGCCGGAGAGAUCCUCCAUCCCAUACUCAUCGAGUCCCUCAUUAUGGCCUGCUCGUUGAUCGGCUUUCUCCUAUCCGAUGGUCCGGGCCCGAUCAGCACGGUAUACCAGCUGCUGGUCGGUCAGCCCGAGCUCCACAGUCUGGAGCAAGCCCUCAAGGUGGCUUCACAGCUGAAAGAGAGAGGAGACGAGGCGCUAAACGUAAACGAUACCCAUUUGAAGUCCAUCAGACUCUACGUCGAGGCUAUCACGAAACUUCUCCCUUGGUUCCCCUCUGAUUAUUACAUGGCUCCUUGGGAGGCCAGACUUAGCGGUGUAGGCGGUCUCAUUGUCAAGUGCAAUAUCAACUUGGCGAUAGCGGUAUUCAAGUCUCCCAAAUUCCGGAUGGAGGACACCUCAUAUCGCAUACUCGAGUCGACCGCUCAGCUCACGUGCGUGACCAACUGGGAAAUGGCGAAGAUUCUGCACCUACAGGGUCGGAUCUCUCAAGAUCAUCGGGAACGCCUUUGCAAGCAUCAGAAGCCAUACCUGGUCGAUCGCAAGCUCGCCUCGGAAGGCAUGUCCCCCUCGUCCCUCCUCUUUACCCAAAGCGCCAAAUACCUCCGCAGACCCCGCGGCCAGCUCGCAAAUCAGCCAUGGGUCGGCGACUUCUCCCCGAGGCACUUUGCCUCGCACUACGAGGCCCUCAAGAAACGUCUACCCGGAAAGGCGUCCGGGCGGGAAGAGCGGUGGUACCAUCGUGGCGAUUCAGCCGGGGCGAUCCAUAUGGCGAGCUGGCUGGGGAGGAUGGAGAAGCUGCAGGAGGAGUGGGGAGUACAAAUGGUGGCGGCAUAUGAGGAUGAUGACGAUGAGUUGGCGGCAGAUAAUAGGCGGAUGGGAGCGACCAGUGGGGAGGUGUGA